Molecule: messenger RNA, 1584 nt
Organism: Erythranthe guttata (spotted monkey flower)
Lineage: Eukaryota; Viridiplantae; Streptophyta; Magnoliopsida; Lamiales; Phrymaceae
Product: putative WRKY transcription factor 40
Biological process (GO): regulation of DNA-templated transcription
Molecular function (GO): DNA-binding transcription factor activity; sequence-specific DNA binding
Source: RefSeq, a predicted model, not a curated record
AAAUCAAACCAGUCCAGUUUACAGCUGCCACUAAUUUAUCUCAUCUUCCUCCUUACCUUCCUACAACAACUUGUCCCUUUAUUACAUACAUAUAAAAUAAGCCUGCAGGUCAAAUGUAUCCUUACCUCAUUGAAUAAUAUUUCCUGCAAAAAAAAACACACACACACACACACACACUAGAUCUUUCAAUCUACAAUACAUAAUUGUAACAACUUAUGGAAUUCACUAGCCUCCUCAAUACUUCAUUGAAUCUCAACACCAAACCUCUCAGAUUCCUCGACGAAUCUCCCGCUCAGAAGCAAGAAGUGGUGGAGAGUAGUUUCACUAUUGGGUUGGAAAGAAAUAGUGCAACUCUCAAAGAAGAGAGAGGUGCUUUGGUAGAAGAAAUCAAUAGGGUGAAUGCAGAAAACAAGAAGCUGACUGAGAUUCUGACAGUUAUGUGUGAGAAUUACAAUGAACUGAGGAACCAAUUAGCUGAGCACCAAACAAGCAAUAAUAAUAAUAAUAAUCAUGGAGGGGUAUUAUUGGAAGAUAGUAAUAAUAAUAAUAUUACUGCAUCAAAGAAGAGAAAAGCUGAUCAAACCAACAUAAUUAAUAGUAAUAACAAUAAUAAUAAUGUUGGCAACUCUGAGAGCAGCUCUAGUGAUGAAGAUUCAUCGAAGAAAUUACCUAGGGAAGAAAUCGUAAAAGCCAAGAUUUCCCGGGUUUUUGUUAGAACCGAAUCAUCGUCCGAUUCGAGCCUUAUAGUUAAGGAUGGCUAUCAAUGGAGGAAAUAUGGGCAGAAGGUAACAAGAGACAACCCUUGUCCUAGAGCUUACUUCAAGUGCUCUUUUGCUCCUACAUGCCCUGUCAAAAAGAAGGUUCAAAGAAGUAUAGAAGAUCAAUCGAUUGUAGUAGCGACAUACGAAGGGGAGCACAACCACUCUCAUCAAUUAUCGAAAAACGAGACGAAUUCGACUUCUCUAAGCUCAACCGCACCGUCGAUUAGUGUUGUUGAUAAUCUUGCAAAAAAGACAAAGCAAAGCAAAGAAGAUGCAAGAAGUUCAAAUUCAAAGGGCAAAAUUGACUCGUCACCGCAACAACAACAACAACUUCAACACUACCUUGUGGAGCAAAUGGCUUCUACUUUAACUAAAGAUCCUAAUUUCAAAGCCGCUUUGGCCGCAGCUAUUUCCGGCAAGUUUCUUUCUUCAGCUAAAUAAUAAUCGGAUAGCAUAUGUCUCAAAGAUGCUACACAUGGUGAAAUACGUCGUCGGGUAAUUUUAGUGAUUAAAAAUCUACACACAAAUCUCACCUGGUGAAGUUCACCGGAUGUAGCAUAUACUGGAGGACAAGCCAAAAAGAAGAAACGGCAAUUGUAUAUAUAUUUGAUUUUGUAUUAGUAUUACUAUUCUUAACUAGAACCACACCAAAUGGGGGAAAACGUCGGAAAUUGUACGGAAAUGAGUGAUACUAGAUCGGAAAUUGGUCGAGAGUAGAUUUUUAUUUGUGAAAUGGGUUCAUUCUUGUUGAGAUUAAAAGAAAUUGUGAUGAUCUUCUGCUAGCUGAUUCACUUGUUUAUUAUAUCAGUUGUUUAUAUGGUAU